AUGCUGCAUGGGGCAUUUUGGUGGACAGUGCUGCUGCUCACGCUGGGCGCCUGCGGCACUCGAUCGCAAGAGCCCGGAGCAUUUAACUUGAUCGAUAUGCUCAGUGAACGCAAAGACCUGUCGACUUUCACUCUCCUUUUGCAGCGUACACGGCUGAUUCCUGCCCUGAACCGAAUCCAGGAAUUGGGCUGCGCACAUACAGGUAUGACGUUGUUUGUACCGAACAACGAUGCCUUUGAAGCUGCUACGCGAGGAGAUACACCUGACGCCACGUUUUGGCAAAACGUGCUGCACAAUACGCACGACGUGGACAACAUCAACGUUGCACUCCGCCAGCUGCUUUGGUACCAUGUGCUGAACUACACACUACCGGAACGCGGACCGCAGAUGGGCAUAUACGAGACGCUGCAUUUCCCUUCGCGCAAGCGUAUUAUUGAGCCUUCACACCCCGGCGUGCUCCCACAGCCCCCCGACGUACCGCCGCAUCCAGGCGCUGAAGACGAGGGUGAUUUGCUCGGAAGGCAAGGCCAGUUUGUGCGAGUGCGGCGUGCGCAAAUGGGCAGCACCCAAGGCAUGUGUGUCGGUGUGGACUCCUCGGGCCGUGGCGGGGCCAAGGUCCUGCGCGCGGACCGCACAUCGUCCAGUAGCGUUCUCUUUACCAUCGACAAGGUCGUGCCAUUGCCACCGACGCUCGAGCAGUUUUUGCGCACGAACCACGACAUUGCACCGACCUUUGCAAAUAUGCAAGAGACUGCGCUACACGCCAUGUCGAAAACGGCGCACUUGACCCUGUUCCUUCCCUCUGCAAAAUCCAUGUCGCUGCUUUCGCCGCUGGAGCGCACAUACAUUAUGGGCCCAUGGCCUAUGGCACAGGAAGAUCGCAUGCGUUUAUUCGGAUGGCACGCUUCGAGUAUCGGACUGGGAGAUGGAGAAAUUGGGUACGCAAAUCGACUACGCGAGGCACUCGCCGUAAACAUGACUACCAUUCUGGGCGGCCAAGUGAUUGUGCACACUGCAAAAGACAGCCGGCUCUUUGUGAACCAAGCCAUGGUUGUGCAAGAAGACAAUUUUGUUGAGAGUGGCGUCGUGCACAUUAUCGAUGGUCUGCAUCUACCCUACGGCACGCUCGGCAUGACGCUCGAGAAAUACUUGCUUGCAUUGCACGCCACUAAAUUUGUCCAGCUCAUGCGGCAGGCAGGACUGGGAGGCUACUUUGACGAGCCAAAAGGGGCGUACACAUACAUUGUCCCUUCAAACGAAGCUUUGGACCGCUGGCUCGAGCACAGGAGCGACUCGCUCGAGACGCUCGGUGCAUCGCCCGCUGUGCGCAUCGCUCGCGACCAAGCCGCUCUGCGUGCCAUGUUACUGUACCAUAUCCUACCUGAAAAACAUGCCGUGCACGACUUGUUCGAUGGCAUGCUCCUCCCUACCGAGCUGCGUCUCGACUCGCUUGGCGGCGCAGCACAGCAAGUGGACGUACAAGUGCACAACACUGCCAAGACGCGCGGCACAGGCAUUGCCUUUCGCGCAGUGGGAAUCAGAAAAGGACCUGUGCAUGCGGGGAAUGCUUUUGUAUACCUUGCAGACGACGUCAUGCAUGUGCCGCUUGAUCCCAUGCAGACGGCCUUGGAGUCGACUCGCACGCUCUCCACGUUUGUUGCCUCCUUGCAUGCUGCAGGCACGGAUGAAUCCGUGCGCACAGAUCCUUUGCGCACCUAUUUCGUCCCCGUCGACGCUGGCUUUGCCAAGCUGGGGCUUGUAGCCAAGUACCUUUUGCUGCAUUCCAAGGAAAGUGCAGCGGAUUUGUCCAGCGUGCUUGCAUUUAUCAGCGUCCAUGGUCUGCAGUACGCCUCGACAUUGCCCCGUGGCUGGACGCCACUGCGCACUGCUGCGAGUGCACCGCUCUUUGCGCGCCGCGACAACCACGGCCAAAUUCAUGUGCGCGCCGUGCAGAAAGGCGCCAGUGCCAACGCGGUGCAGCAAAAUAUAUUGACGAGCACGGGCACGAUGCAUUUGCUGAAUAGCGUCCCUUUUUGCCCUAGGGUCACUAUCACCAUGGAAAAGCUUGCGCGCGCAGCGAAAACGACGCAAAUGUUGCGGCUUGUGCGCCGCGCAGGGUUCGGCUGGGUCUUGGACGGCACUGCGCCGCACCCUGCAGCUAUGGCGGCGCUUCAAAAGCGCUCGUCCAAAUGCACGCAUCCCAAACUUGUCCUUCUUGCCCCAGAGGAUAAGGCGUUUGCACAGCUGAAUAUGACACAGAUCGAGGAGGAUAUGCCGACGCUGCGCGCGCUUGUUUUGCUGCAUAUCCUGCUUGUAGAGACGUGCGAUAAAAGCGAAACGAUACCCGGGCUGCAGUUGCCGGUCCCGCUAUGGGACAAUCGGUCCUACAUGACCCUUUCGGACAAGCGUGCCGGCGGGCAGAAUCAGUGGGGCGAGCUUGCUUUUCGCCGCGUGCAGGAGCCAGAGCCAAGUCGCUUGGGGUAUGUCGUCGGCGUUAUGGGCGCGCGAGGAACCUCGGGCUUUGACCAUUCUGCUGCCGUGCUCGAGUAUGGCCGGACGUUUAUGCCUGCGGACAAUGUCACAGUGCACGGAUUUAUCCCCGGGGGCAUACUCACCAUUGACACUGUAUUGCAGCCAUUCCACCCCAUCUGGAUUUUCCGUUGGGGCUGGGCUGGCAUUAUUGUGCUACUGGGCGUGCCUGUGCUCUGCGUUUUCGCCACGUAUGCUUUUGCACAUAUGCGCACGCGCCGAGGCUAUGUACUGAUCCCCGACGCACUGGAAGGGGAGGAAGAAUAA
Molecule: messenger RNA, 2796 nt
Organism: Malassezia vespertilionis
Lineage: Eukaryota; Fungi; Basidiomycota; Malasseziomycetes; Malasseziales; Malasseziaceae
Exons: 1
Coding region: 1-2796 (931 amino acids)
Source: RefSeq, a predicted model, not a curated record